AUGAUUUCCACCGGGUUCACUUGGGGAGAUAAAUCCCUAGAGCCAAAGUCCACUACCCCCAAUAGAUUUGCAUACACACGAAAGAGGAAGACUCACGAUGAAGACUCCUCCAAGAUACAUAAACCUUCAUCCAACAAGAGAAGCUCUUCGGUUGUAGGGUCAUCUAGCACAAGCACUUCGUCAUCUUCUCCCAUAGCCGUAGCUUCGUCUAGGCACAAAAAGGUGAAAACUCCCAAAAUCCUUGGUGAAGCCUUACCCUUGGAUAGAGUCAUUGAAGUUUUAGACGUCAACCAAUUACAGGCACUUUUACGAAACGUCAUCCAAUUGCAUCCAGAAAUCAAUGAAACAGUGCUGAAGCUAGCACCCAAGCCAAACUUAAGUGACUCGCUCAAGUUGAUCAAAAUGAAGUUUGAUGAUAUACUCUCCCACUUACCUUAUAAAUGUGACAUGGAAUCAGACUACUCAUACCUCCGUAUCAAGCCAUAUUUGAAUGAAUUCUUCCACUGCUUGAGUGAUUUCAUAUUGAAUUACCUCCCACCCGUGGAGAUAAAUCUUGCUACCAGUUUGAAGUUCUUGGACAACAUCACCAACUUGAUUCACGCAUUACCAAAUUUCAACAAUAACGAGUUCCAGUACACCAAAAUGAUGGCUUACGAUCAGGUGGUAAACUGCUGGAUGAUAGUGUUGGGUGGAGGUAGAGAUCACCAUCCUACACCUGAACAGCAAGAAGAACCAAGGCCCGCUUCAUCUGAUGACAUUAUAUCCAUUAUCCACGACUUGGAAAUCGAGUCUAAGCUUGACCAUCACAACGAAAUGUCUGCUGGUAAAUUCAAAACUGUACAAAGUUUUGUUAAGCUGGCCAUUGAAAACUAUGAGAUGGUCAACCAGCAUAUGGGUGGAAACUCAUUGAACGAUCUUAUUACUUUGGAUUACUCGAAUUAUUCGAUAACGGCUAGAUCUUCUCAUUAA
Dujonia railenensis is the source of this 969-nucleotide messenger RNA. Lineage: Eukaryota; Fungi; Ascomycota; Pichiomycetes; Serinales; Debaryomycetaceae. The record is from the annotation of a GenBank genome assembly.